Python bivittatus (Burmese python) is the source of this 2058-nucleotide messenger RNA. NCBI's taxonomy places the organism in Eukaryota, Metazoa, Chordata, Lepidosauria, Squamata, Pythonidae. The record is from RefSeq and is a predicted model, not a curated record.
AUUUUGUACCAGAAGAGAUGGACAGCAGCAGCUUCAUCCAGUUUGAUGUUCCUGAAUACAGCAGCAGUGUCCUGAGCCAACUGAAUGAACUUCGCCUGCAGGGCAAACUUUGCGAUAUCAUCGUGCAUAUUCAGGGCCAGCCAUUCAGAGCUCACAAAGCUGUUCUAGCCGCUAGUUCUCCCUACUUCCGAGAUCAUUCAGCAUUAAAUACCAUGAGUGGCCUGUCAAUAUCAGUCAUUAAAAAUCCCAGCGUCUUCGAACAGUUGCUUUCCUUUUGUUACACUGGAAGGAUGUCUUUGCAACUGAAGGACGUUGUCAGUUUUCUAACCGCAGCUAGUUUUCUACAGAUGCAGUGUGUCAUUGACAAGUGCACACAAAUCCUCGAAAGCAUUCAUUCAAAGAUCAGCGUCGGGGAAGUCGACUCAGUCACUAUUGGGGCCGAAGAUACUCUGGAAAACCACAACGGCAUUAAGGAGGGCGGGUAUUUUGCCAACCCCGUCGAAAUUUCCCCUCCCUAUUGCUCUCAGGGGCGUCAGCCUGCUUCAGGGAACGAUCUCAGAAUGGAAACGACGCCAACCAACGCUCUGCGCAGCCGCCUGCAAGAAGAGGGGCACUCGGACCGCGGUAGCUGUGGCAGCGUUUCGGAAUAUGAGAUUCAAGUUGAAGGGGAUCAUGAUCCAGGGGAGCUGAUUGUUAGAGAGAGCCAAACCGCUGAGGUGAAAGUCAAAAUGGAAAAAUCUGAUCGGCCAAGCUGCUCAGAUAGCUCUUCGCUUGGCGAUGACGGGUACCAUACCGAAAUGGUAGAUGGAGAACAAGUGGUAGCCGUUAAUGUUGGUUCCUAUAGCUCCGUCUUGCAGAACGCUUACUCGUACUCCCAUGGCACACCCCAGCCUGCUAAUGUCUCUGAGCCCUUUGGAAGUCUGAGAAACUCGAGCUCUUCACGAUCUAUGCUGGGCUCCUUCCGAGGCCGUGGGCGUCAAAAGCGGAUCUCCACGAGCCACUUGCAUAGCGACGUUUCAAGUCUGAUGCAGGGAGCCGACGCAGAACCUUCAGCCCAUCACCCAGGCUAUGAAGGUAGUCCACGGGAAAGGAAUUCCAGAGGCCACUGGUAUGCCUACAGUGAAAGGUUAAUCUGUAUAUACUGUGGGAAGUCUUUCAACCAGAAGGGGAGCCUUGAUCGGCAUAUGAGAUUACACAUGGGAAUCACCCCCUUUGUGUGCAAGUAUUGUGGGAAGAAAUACACGCGCAAGGACCAACUUGAGUACCACAUCCGUGGCCACACCGAUGAUAAACCUUUCCGCUGCGAAGUCUGUGGAAAAUGUUUUCCUUUCCAGGGAACCUUAAACCAGCAUCUGCGAAAGAAUCAUCCAGGCGUAGCAGAAAUAAGAAGCAGAGUGGAGUCUCCCGAAAGAACAGAAGCCUACGUGGAGCAGAGAGAUGAGGAUGCUUCAGCUGCUGAAACUCUGGAUUAUACCAUGGACGUGCACACCCCUGAUUAAAAAAGAGAUGGUAUUCCUCAAUGCGAACUCGAGCAAAGCACAUUGAUCAAUGCAUUUCCUUCUUGUUUCUUUGAUAAGUUUCACAAUAAUUAGUAUGGCAUUGUGAUUAUUUUUCCUAAUAUAUUUUGCAAUUCUUGUGGGCGUUGUUCCAGAAUAAAAGGCUGCUGUUUUGUUUGGAAAGAGGCAGGGUUAGCUUAACUCCUAAAAAUGGUUACAAGGGGCAGGAUUCUAGAGAAAUAAUGCACUUCCUGGUGGGUGAGCUUCAGUAGUGAAAGAUGUGAUGACGAUGUGGGUAGUACAGGCUGAUUCACCCAAGACAGUGCAUUUUCUCAUUGUAUUUUGUGUGGCCCAGGAGCAGACGUACAUCCUUGGAUGUAAGUCUUAUUGUAUUCAGUAGGACUUAUUUCAGUUUGGCACACCUAGAAAGCUAUACCAGAGUCAGUCUGACUCCCAGAGUUGUGCUCGUGUCACACACAUACUUUUGUCAUAUGAUAUGGAUUCAAGAUGGGGUUUUGUUUCUUUCUUUCUUUUCUUUUCUUUCUUUUUUUUUUGGAAUAAC